AUGCCCUGGAACAUCACUGCAUCUGUCCAAAGCUCCCAGCACGGCUCAGUCACCGCGAACAUCUUCCGCGGCCUAGGAAGCGUCAGUGAUUUCUCCUCUCACGGAUUCGGCGAACCUUCAGGACUUGGUCCACAACGGAGUCGUUUGACCAGCGCCAGUCCCCUCGCCGGACGCGGCUAUCCACCAGACAUAGAAGGACUUCCUGGUUUCGCGGACGACGAGCUCGAAGACUUCGACUUGAGCCACUACCUCCAGACAGAGCUCCACGGCGACGGUUUCGCAAAUGCAAUGGAUCUGGACCUCGACACCACCGGCGCAAACAAAGGCAAGGAACCAAUGAGAGACCCUCCACUCUCUCUUCGAGAUCGAAUCAUACAGUCAAACCUGGACCAAGACAGCCUUAACUUCCUCGAAUUCGUCAUGAAGAAAAUCGAGGACCUGAGUGCGAGCCCGACUGAAGACAUCCAGGCACCUGCAUUCGAGGACCCUCAUACAGAUCCAUCCAUCCAGUUGAAAGGCCUCCCCUUUUCGACCCUGCUCCCGCGCAGGAAAACCUCUCGUGCCGUGGCGACCCACGGCCUCGCACAUACCCUUGCUCUCGCUACCAAGGGUAUCCUUUCUGUUCGACAGGAAGAUUAUACUGAUCUCACCACGGAAGAGUAUGGUGCAAAAUACGAAUAUGGAGAGAUCUUCCUGCGGUUGGCAUAG
This is a messenger RNA of Aspergillus melleus, 708 nucleotides long. Its product is annotated as R8 protein. Bases 1 to 708 code for a protein of 235 amino acids. NCBI's taxonomy places the organism in Eukaryota, Fungi, Ascomycota, Eurotiomycetes, Eurotiales, Aspergillaceae. The record is from RefSeq and is a predicted model, not a curated record. The transcript has a single exon.